This is a messenger RNA of Brettanomyces nanus, 924 nucleotides long. RefSeq lists its product as uncharacterized. Bases 1 to 924 code for a protein of 307 amino acids. The record is from RefSeq and is a predicted model, not a curated record. Lineage: Eukaryota; Fungi; Ascomycota; Pichiomycetes; Pichiales; Pichiaceae. The transcript has 2 exons.
AUGAGCGCAGAACCGGACUAUUAUUCAGAGGAUAUUCCUCCUCCAGAAGAUGAGAGUGAGAUUUUGGAAUGCGAGCCAAUUGUGACAGAGAAGGAAAAGACAAACGGACUUAUAAAGAGGAUUGAAGAUGAAGGAGUUAGUGAGAAGAAUAUCGAAGCAAUUGAUGAUACGGAAGUAGUAACGAUUGAAUCCAGAAGGGCUUUUGAGAAUCAAUUGAUCCGCAGCAUAGAGAAUAUUGACUUUGCUAGGAAUAGAGGUUAUCAUGUGGAGAGUAAGAAGAGUACACGAGCCGAGACUUUGAUUCGGAUAAGGAACGAGAUUAGAGAACUUGAGAUGAGUGAUGGAGAAGGUGAUAAAGAAUCUGAAACGGAGCUCAAAGAACUUAAAAAAAGAGUGGAGAAACUAAGUUUGGGUAAGAAUAAGAUCAUAGAGACUUGGAAAGAGGCAUUGAAAGGAAGGUCUAUAGACGAGAGAGAAGAAGAGGUUAAUGGAGAGAGAGAGAUAGAGCCAAAAGAGAGCGAUCUUGAAAAUAUAGGAGAAUUGGAUCUGCGACUCAAAGAACUAGAAGAAAAAGUAGGUAUUGGCGAUUAUGAUGAUGGAUUGACUCUUCAGGAUGCAGUCAAUGACUUGUAUAGACGAGUGAACCUAACCAUGAGAGAUGGGAUAGGACUAGAAGAAACAAGAAAGGAAUUUGGAGCGUUAUCAGAGAAUUUAGAGGAAUAUUUGAAGAGAUCGAGACAAUUAGAGGAGAGAGAAAAAGCAGAGAUUGUGCCAUUAACAGACCAAAAGAUCAUUAGAGUGUAUGAAAGACUUAGAUCAAUGCCGGAGUUGGACAAAGUUGUUCCUUUAAUGGUUAAGAGACUUCAAGCCACAAACAAGUUAGUGCUAGAAGCAUCUGGGAGUAUGGAUGGGAAGGAAAACUAG